GUCGCUUCCGGCCGCGGCGGCCCUAGCGCCGCGCGACGGGGUAGAUCGUCGGGUUUUGAGCGGAAUGCGGUGCUGAGGGGCGAGGGACCCCCGCUCCCCCCGUGACGGCACCAUGAACCUUCUGCCGUGUAACCCCCACGGCAACGGGCUGCUGUAUGCCGGCUUCAACCAGGACCAUGGAUGUUUUGCAUGUGGAAUGGAAAAUGGAUUCCGAGUCUAUAACACCGAUCCACUCAAAGAAAAAGAGAAACAAGAAUUUUUAGAAGGAGGAGUUGGCCACGUGGAAAUGUUAUUUCGCUGUAACUAUUUAGCUUUAGUUGGUGGUGGAAAAAAGCCGAAAUAUCCUCCCAACAAAGUGAUGAUCUGGGAUGACCUGAAGAAGAAGACAGUCAUCGAGAUAGAGUUCUCCACAGAGGUCAAAGCUGUCAAGUUGCGGAGAGAUAGAAUUGUUGUGGUUCUGGACUCCAUGAUUAAGGUGUUUACAUUCACACACAAUCCCCAUCAGCUGCACGUCUUUGAAACCUGCUAUAACCCUAAAGGUCUCUGUGUCCUGUGUCCCAACAGUAACAACUCCCUUCUCGCCUUCCCUGGCACUCACACCGGCCACGUACAGCUUGUGGACCUGGCCAGCACCGAGAAGCCACCAGUGGACAUUCCCGCACAUGAGGGCGUCCUGAGCUGCAUUGCUCUCAACCUGCAGGGAACACGAAUUGCAACUGCAUCUGAAAAAGGGACCCUUAUAAGAAUAUUUGAUACUUCAUCAGGGCAUUUAGUCCAGGAGCUCCGAAGAGGAUCUCAAGCGGCUAAUAUCUAUUGCAUCAACUUCAAUCAGGACGCUUCUCUCAUCUGUGUGUCCAGUGAUCACGGCACUGUGCACAUCUUUGCAGCUGAAGAUCCAAAAAGAAAUAAACAGUCUAGUUUGGCAUCAGCCAGUUUCCUUCCAAAAUACUUCAGCUCCAAGUGGAGCUUCUCCAAGUUCCAGGUUCCAUCAGGCUCCCCAUGCAUCUGUGCCUUUGGAACAGAGCCCAAUGCAGUCAUUGCUAUCUGUGCGGACGGCAGCUACUACAAGUUCCUGUUCAAUCCCAAGGGCGAGUGUGUCCGUGAUGUGUGUGCACAGUUCCUGGAGAUGACCGAUGACAAGCUGUGACUCUGCCUGUGAGUGCAGCUGAUGCCACCACCCAGCGCCCUGUGGACUCCUGGGGCUGGUGCCAGUGCCCCAGGCCUGUGGGUGAGGGGCUCAAGGACCCUCUCGAGGACCUUGGUCUCGAAGCCAUACGUGGUUGUCUGCCUUCCUGAGCAAGGCUUCUCAUUUCCAUAUCAAAAGGACUCGUCCUCAUGGUUCUGCAGACUCUGUGGCUCUGAGCAUCUCGGGCUCUUGCUGGCCACCACCCUUUAGUUCAGCUGUGAUGUUAGCAUUAGUGACACCUCCACACCUUCAUGCCAGCAGGCUCCCUGCAGUCCCUGGGGACUGUCCAAGCACGAGUCAGUGGAAGCUGGUAGGGAUGAGUGUGUCAGGCUUACGUCCUACAUCACUCCAGAAGGGUAGAGAACCCUCUGCCACACGUGAGGAGCACUGUUCAGAGCACAUGCUUGGGGUUCUCACCAGACCUGCCAGAGAACAGGAUGAGUUACAUCCCGCUUGAGGCACAGUCCUCAGGCUGCGAGGGAGGCAGGGUCUCCUGGUUUAGUUUGGGUUAAAACAGAACUUCUAUUACCUUUAGGGAACAAAGUAACACAUAAUAGACUUUAAAAAUCACUUCCAGAAGAAAGCAUUACUUAACUUAGGGGCCUUCUCAGUGCAAUGUCCAUGUGCCUGUAGCUACCAGUUGUGUGAAGGGAAUUGGCUUUGCCUGUGGCGUCUACCCUGUCUCAUCUCUCCCAACACCCACAGGAACACACGCUAGCAUUGGGGAUGGCAGGCACAUCCUGGUACUGACACAGGCUACAGGCUCCGUGUUUCUGUGCCACUUGAGGUAUAUGUUUAGUUUUUUACAUAUCUUCUAAGAAGCUCGGUUUUGCGGUUUUGAUUUCGGGUUGCAAACAUUUAAAUUGUGCCCAGCAGCAGGUUCUCAGUUCUGCCAGUUCCUUCAUAUUCCUGUAAUCGGCUAACUGUGGAUUUGAUGUCAAGUAUGCAUGUUACUUUAUGUGUAUUUAAUCAUGAAACUUAAUUUUGCACACUUGUUUGUACUGUUUCUUUGAAAUAAAAGUGACUAAUUUUGUUGUACUCUAUCUGUAAAGAGCAGAGCCAUGUGUAAUGAAGCCAGAUGUUCUCAUCCUGAGUAUAUAAUGGCAGACCUGUAGGUCAUUGAGCUGGGAGUAGAGUGCUCUGUUACAUGGGUACCUCAUCAGCACAGCCUCUGAAAAGAGAAACUGAGUUUGUAUGGUUUAGGACCAUCCAGAGAGCGGGUACAGAUGGAACACUUCAUAAAAAAAUUUUUGGUGUCACUGCCCCCUGCCAUACCAGCGUUGGCUUCCUGUUUUCACAGGUAUCAGCAAGCUGCCCUUCGGAAGGUUCUGUGAGGCACCGCUCGUCUAUGUACUUUGGCUGGUGUCAGACUGGUUUAUAUAAUAGUUUUGCAGUUUUGGGGGGCAGGCAGUGUGAUGAUCCUUCAAUGUUUCCAACUUGCAGUGGUCCUGAAGCGUGGGUCUUCACAGUGUAAAUUGGAGCUUCAGAACUAGGGAGGCAAGCAGGUGACAGGCGAUGAUACACCAGGAUUUGAGGCAGUGUUGUGCUCCAGCACCGCGGGAUUGGCAUAAGGCUAGGAUGGGUGGCACAAGAGGGCCUGGCAUCUAAUCAUGCUGAGGGUGUAUGACACUGGGCAAAGCCUCCUUGUUAGUGGCCUCCCUAGUCAACUUUCCAGCCCACACCAUCCUUGGCACACCUUGCAAGGGACAGUGAGCACUCAUGGGCUCCCUGUGAGUGGCAGUGCAAGGAUUAAGAGAAAACUCUUAGCGCUGCCUGCUCCUCAGAUUUGUUCUUGUCUCUGGGUAAUAAUAGAAUUGGUGGACCAUGCAAAGCUGUAUAGGUUUACAGGCAUCAGCAGACAGGGUUUUCAAACACCCAGUGGUAGGUGGGCCUUGACCCAAGAGGGGAUAUCUGAAUGCUGGCACUUAAACAGCGAUUCCAGAAGCUCCUGAUUGGCGGUUUUUCCAAGGUGUGGUCUUAGCGUCUGAGGUCCUCCUGGACAUGAGAAACUGCACUGUUUCGGCCUUGCCCACUCUUCUCAGCAAACUAAAUGUUACCACCCGCGAGAGCUGCCAGGUCCUGCACCAACAUUCGCCUUUCUCAGAAACCACAGGCUCACAUGGUUGAGUGGACCCCUGGCCGUUCCUCCUCCCCUUUUGGCCAACGUCACUGACCAAGUCUUUGUUUAAUGUUUUCUUUCUUCAGGCAGACCAUGCCUCUGGGUGCAAGCAUGGUCUAUAGCCUGGUGGUCACAGUCAUGAUGUUCUCCUCAGUUGGCUGAUCAAGGUGUUUGGUUGACUCUCACAUUUUGGAAAGUACUUAGAAUUUAAAAAAAUAAAAUAAAAUUUAUGUAGU
Molecule: messenger RNA, 3541 nt
Organism: Microtus ochrogaster (prairie vole)
Lineage: Eukaryota; Metazoa; Chordata; Mammalia; Rodentia; Cricetidae
Gene: Wdr45b
Product: WD repeat domain 45B
Molecular function (GO): protein binding
Source: RefSeq, a predicted model, not a curated record